AUGGAGAAUUCUUUUCUCAACACCCCAGCGGAUGCGCUGGACCACUUCAAUGUUCUGGAAAAAGCAGGUCUGUCGGAAGAUGCCGUGCUGAAAUCUAGACAGAAGUAUGGACCCAAUGCUCUUCCUGAAGACCCCCCGACCCCUCUAUGGGAAUUGAUAUUGGAGCAAUUCAAGGACCAACUGGUCCUCAUUCUGCUGGCCUCUGCUGCUAUCUCCUUUGUUUUGGCUCUGUUCGAAGAAAGCGAUGACUGGACUGCCUUCGUAGACCCGGCUGUUAUCCUUACCAUUCUGAUCCUCAACGCGGUGGUCGGUGUGACUCAAGAAAGCAGCGCCGAGAAGGCGAUUGCAGCACUCCAGGAAUAUUCGGCCAACGAGGCUAAGGUCGUGCGUGAUGGGAAGCCCCAACGUGUCAAGGCUGAGGAUCUGGUACCUGGUGAUGUGAUCCACAUUGCCGUUGGUGACCGGGUCCCCGCUGAUUGCCGUCUGCUCUCUAUUCACAGCAACAGCUUCCGGGUUGACCAGGCUAUCUUGACUGGCGAGAGUGAGAGUGUCGGCAAGGAAACUCGCGCUGUCAAUGACCCCCAGGCUGUCAAGCAGGAACAGGUGAACAUGCUUUUCUCGGGUACCACCGUGGUCAAUGGCCAUGCCACUGCCCUGGUUGUCUUGACUGGUGGAUCGACUGCCAUUGGUGACAUUCACGAUAGCAUUACUUCUCAGAUCUCGGAGCCAACCCCAUUGAAGCAGAAGCUGAAUGACUUUGGUGACAUGUUGGCCAAGGUGAUCACGGUCAUCUGUGUCCUGGUUUGGCUUAUCAACAUUGAACACUUCAACGACCCCUCCUUUGGUGGAUCUUGGACCAAGGGGGCUAUUUACUACCUGAAGAUUGCCGUCUCUCUCGGUGUUGCCGCUAUUCCUGAGGGUCUCGCUGUGGUCAUCACCACCUGCUUGGCUCUUGGAACUCGUAAGAUGGCCCAGAAAAACGCAGUUGUCCGAUCCCUGCCCUCGGUGGAAACCCUGGGUAGCUGCAGUGUGAUAUGCUCCGACAAGACAGGAACCCUGACCACCAACCAGAUGAGUGUGGAGAAGGUCGUUUACCUGGCUAGCUCCGGUGAAGGAGUUGAGGAAAUUGAUGUGGAAGGUACCACUUUCACCCCAGAGGGCAAGCUGUCCCGCAAUGGCAAAGUGGUUGAAAACCUGGCUGUUAUCUCCUCUACUAUCCGUCAGCUCGCUGAAGUUACCGCUAUUUGCAACGCCGCUACCCUCUCCUAUGAUGCUAAGACCCGUACCUUCUCCAACAUUGGCGAACCCACAGAGGCAGCCCUCCGUGCCUUGACCGAGAAGAUUGGUACCAGCGACGCCGCCGAGAACAAGAAACUUUUCAGCCUUCCAGCUUCUGAGAGACUGCACCUCGCAAGCUCGCACUACGAAUCCCGUCUUCCUCUCCAGGCCACCUAUGAGUUCUCCCGUGACCGUAAGAGCAUGUCCGUUCUUGUUGGCCAAGGCAAAGAGCAGAAGCUUCUGGUCAAGGGCGCCCCUGAAUCGAUUUUGGAACGCUGCUCUCAUGUUUUACAAGGCUCCGAAGGAUCACGGGUGCCUCUUUCCAGAAAACACGUCAAGCUGCUUUCUGAGCAGGUGGUCGAAUAUGGUAACAAGGGUCUCCGCGUCAUGGCUAUCGCAAGUGUGAGUGAUAUUUCUGGCAACACACUACUGCAGAACGCUACCUCCACCGAGGAUUAUGCCAAGCUUGAGCAGAAUAUGACACUAAUUGGUCUUGUUGGUAUGCUGGACCCCCUUCGCCCUGAAGUUGCUGCUUCCAUCAAGAAAUGUAAAGAUGCUGGUAUUCGUGUCAUUGUCAUUACUGGUGAUAGCCCGAACACUGCCGAGUCCAUCUGUCGUCAGAUUGGUAUCUUCGGACCCAAUGAGGAUCUCAUUGGCAAGAGCUUUACUGGCCGGGAAUUUGACAAUCUCAGCGAGGGUGAGAAGAUUAAGGCGGUUGAGACCGCGUCCCUGUUCUCCCGCACUGAGCCUACCCACAAGUCCAAGUUGGUUGAUCUUCUUCAGUCCAUGAACCAUGUGGUUGCCAUGACUGGUGACGGUGUCAACGAUGCUCCCGCGCUCAAGAAGUCCGAUAUUGGCGUUGCUAUGGGCACUGGUACUGAUGUGGCCAAGCUUGCUGCCGACAUGGUUCUGGCAGAUGACAACUUCGCCACUAUCACCAUCGCUGUCGAGGAAGGUCGAUCUAUUUACAGCAACACCCAGCAGUUCAUCCGGUACCUUAUCUCAUCGAACAUUGGUGAGGUCGUGUCUAUUUUCCUCACCGCCGCCCUAGGCAUGCCCGAGGCCCUGGUUCCUGUUCAACUCCUGUGGGUCAACCUUGUUACCGACGGUCUGCCGGCUACUGCUCUGUCCUUCAACCCUCCCGACCACGAUGUCAUGAAACGCCGUCCUCGUGGCCGUGAUGAGCCGCUUGUGGGUGGCUGGCUCUUGUUCCGCUACAUGGUCAUUGGUACCUACGUGGGUGCUGCUACUGUUUUCGGCUAUGUUUGGUGGUUCUUGUACAACCCCGAGGGCCCGCAGAUCACCUACUUCCAGCUGUCGCACUUCCACCGCUGCUCGUCGCAGUUCCCUGAAAUCGGCUGUGAGAUGUUCAGCAACGAUAUGGCCAAGUCUGCAUCGACUGUGUCUCUUUCCAUCCUUGUGGUCAUUGAGAUGCUGAAUGCGAUGAACGCCCUGUCAUCCAGCGAAUCUCUCUUUACCUUCUUCCUGCACAACAACCCGAUGCUGAUCUACGCCAUCACUCUCUCCAUGGCCCUUCACUUUGCCAUUCUCUACAUUCCUUUCCUCGCGUCGCUUUUCGCAAUCAUCCCUCUGAACUGGACUGAAUGGCAGGCUGUUUUGGUGAUCAGUGCUCCUGUAAUCGUGAUCGACGAAAUUCUCAAGCUUGUGGAGCGCCGUUUGGACACUUCGCAUGUUGUGAAUGCCCCAGUAGCCCAGAAUGGCGCUGCCAGCAAGCCCAAGAGCGCUUAA
Molecule: messenger RNA, 3027 nt
Organism: Penicillium odoratum
Lineage: Eukaryota; Fungi; Ascomycota; Eurotiomycetes; Eurotiales; Aspergillaceae
Product: calcium-transporting ATPase
Exons: 5
Coding region: 1-3027 (1008 amino acids)
Biological process (GO): calcium ion transmembrane transport; intracellular calcium ion homeostasis
Cellular component (GO): membrane
Molecular function (GO): P-type calcium transporter activity; ATP hydrolysis activity; ATP binding
Source: RefSeq, a predicted model, not a curated record